This is a messenger RNA of Rotaria socialis, 1218 nucleotides long. NCBI's taxonomy places the organism in Eukaryota, Metazoa, Rotifera, Eurotatoria, Philodinida, Philodinidae. The record is from the annotation of a GenBank genome assembly.
AUGAAUUGCCAUUUGUUUCUUCUGUCUUUCAUCUAUAUAUUUACUAACAUCAACGCAGCUAGUGUUCACUAUCCAGUUAUAUUUAUUCCUGGUGAUGGUGGUUCUCAAAUUUGGGCACGAUUAAAUCGUACACUUCCUCCACCGCAUUUCUUUUGUUCACGCCAUUCAGAUUGGUUUGAAUUAUGGCUUGAUCUUCGUCUUAUUAUUCCUGAAGUAAUCGAUUGUUUCGUUGAUAAUAUGCGUUUACUGUACAAUGAAACAACAAAAAAAACAUCGAACUUAGAAGGCGUAGAAAUACAGAUUCCUGGUUUUGGAGAAACAUCAACUAUUGAAUAUUUUGAUGCGUCUGGCUUUUCUUAUUCAUCCUAUUUCGCACCGAUAGUACGCAGUCUCGUUACACUUGGUUAUACACGAGGUGUUAAUCUGCGUGGAGCUCCAUAUGACUUUCGUCGAGGUAUCGAUGAGCAAGAGGAAUUUUUUGUUAACUUUACUAAAUUAGUUCAAGAUACUUAUGAACUAAAUAAUCAAACUAAAGUUGUACUUGUAACACAUAGUAUGGGAGGUCCAUUUGCUUUGUAUUGGCUUCAUCGACAAACUGAAGAGUUUAAAACGAAAUAUAUUCGUUCAAUGGUUAAUAUUGCUGCACCUUGGGGUGGUGCUAUUAAAGCGCUUCGACUUAUGAUUAGCGGUGACAAUAUUGAUGUGUAUGUGGUUUCGCCUUUUCGUGUUCGUCCUUAUCAACGUUCAGCACCUUCAACUGCAUUUGUAAUGCCAAGUGUAAAUUUUUGGAAUAAAGAUGAAGUCGUUGUUGUUACACCACAACGUAAUUAUACUGUUAAUGAUUAUGAAGCACUCUUUAAUGAUAUUCAAUUUCCAACUGGCUAUGCUUAUUGGUUGAAUAAUAAAGAUUUAGUUCAAGAACAAGAUCCGCCUAAAAUUGAAUCACAUCAAAUCUAUGGUAGUCAGAUGCCAACGCCCGGAGUACUUUUAUAUGAUAAUCGUACUUUUCCUGAUCUACCACCAGUUGUAUUGCCCGAUAAUGGUGAUGGUACAGUUAACAUAAGAAGUUUACUUGGCUUUAAACAUUGGGAAAGUAAACAAAACGAAGAUAUACAUAGUUUAGAGAUACCUGGUGUUGAACAUUUAGCUAUUCUAAAGCAUCCAACAACGAUCAAUUAUGUUACUCAAGUAGUUACUGGCCAAUUUGAUAAAAACUAG